This is a messenger RNA of Durusdinium trenchii, 1551 nucleotides long. NCBI's taxonomy places the organism in Eukaryota, Dinophyceae, Suessiales, Symbiodiniaceae. The record is from the annotation of a GenBank genome assembly.
AUGGAAUCCAGCGACGUCCAUCUCAUCAGCUGGAAUGUGGCGGGGUUAAAGCCAACAUUGGACCAGUUGCGUCGCUUUGGAUUUGCAAACUUCUUCCGUCGCCAUCGCGUAGACAUCUUGUGCUUGCAAGAAGUCAAACUGAAUUCCAAAGCAUUAGCAACUGCUGGUAGACAGUACGAGGUGGAUGGAUACGACAGCUUUUGGGCCUGCAAUGAUGGGUGUGGGAACCAACGCCAAGGACUCAACGGUGUUUGUACCUUUGUGCGAAGGGGCUUGACGCUGAGUGCGGACAAUUCACCUCUUGGAUGUCCGGAUUUAGAUGGCGAAGGUCGUUGUCUUUUGACCGAUCACGGCUCCUUUGUGCUUUUCAAUGCGUAUGUGCCCAAUGCCGCGGGCGGCCCACGCUUGCCUUUCAAGUUGCGCUGGCUUAGAGCAUUGAAACAUGCCAUGUGGAGAGAAAGGUCAAAAGGGAAAGCUGUGAUUCUUGCAGGUGAUUUGAACAUGAAGCAUCGAGUACUGGAUACACACUGGAGUUGUGUAAGCGUGCGACCUGAGCACUUCAAGAUCGAAGAGAGCGACGCAUUGCCAGACAUUUCCAAAAUUGCGGCACUCUGGCCGGACCUGGUUUCUGCUUUUAAGGGCAAGACCAUCUCUCAGAUCGAGACACGAAACUCCAGGAACGGACAGACAUUUCAGAAGUGGGGCGUGUGGGCAAAGCCCCUGACAGAUGCAGAUGCCCCAGUUCGCCUUGGGCCACCAAUUGAACAUCAGGGGAUGGCAGAGUUCAGCUUUUGGAUGGACGGCCUUCAUGUGGAGGAGGAUGGCCAGAUUGUCACUAGACCAACAAGUACCUCGUACGUGUUGCGAGAGAAAGGCGAGAUUUCCAUUGGAGAACUUCUUGAAGGUAUGAAGAAACUUGCUGGAGUGGACAUCAGCACUGCAGCAAGAGAUUGGCUGGUGCAGAGAUCCACACCAAGUUCAGCAGAGGCUGUAAGGUUGUGGCUGGAGGAUGUAUUGGCUGGUGGGAUGGUGGACUCUUUUGCGGAGUUUUACCCGAAAGCUCAGGGCCGAUUCACAUGCUGGGACCAGUACCGGAACCGAAGGCACGAGAAUGAAGGCUCUCGCAUUGAUUACAUCCUGGUGGAUGAAACCUUCUUCAAGCGGCAUGCCUCUCCUGGAGCAGGACUGGACUCACGUGGCCUGGAUGCUGACUCGCCAACAGCUGCGUUGGCUGCGGCAACGUAUGAUGGUCUGUCGCAGCCCUCACCCUUUAUUGGUGGUGGCGUGCCUCCACUGGAAGAGGACGAAUACAUUGCCCAGUUUCGUGCCGACAAGGAGGGACCAUCAACUGGCAUUAUCUACACGCCACAGCAGCUCUCUGACCACGUGGCGGUCUCGCUCUUGCUGCGCAAAGUAGCUUUGCCUUCUGCAACGCUCUCCCGAAAUGCAGCUACGCAGCGUUGUCAGCCUCACCUAAGCAGCAAGCGAAUUACUGAUUUCUUCUCCCGCAAGGAUACUCCUCCGCUCAAGCGCCAAGCUGUCGCAGUGUGA